Molecule: messenger RNA, 4056 nt
Organism: Nerophis lumbriciformis (worm pipefish)
Lineage: Eukaryota; Metazoa; Chordata; Actinopteri; Syngnathiformes; Syngnathidae
Source: RefSeq, a predicted model, not a curated record
AUGCUGCUGCCAUCUGACGUCGCUCGUCUCGUUCUGGGCUAUCUUCAGGAAGAAGGUCUGUCGGCCACAAGCGUAGCAUUCAUCCAGGAGAGCCCAAACCUGAAAGAAUAUAAAGAACACAGCCUGGGAGAUGGAGCGCUUCCUGCGUGUGUGUUUUCUGUCUUUGGAAAGGGACUAACAACCAUUUUAAAUGAGUAUAUGGCUGUAAAAACAAAAGAGACUUGCCAUGAAGUGCCUGCCGUGAUGACAUCAUUGUGGAAAAAACUGGAUUUUACACUCAAACAAAUAAAGUCCUUACAGAGCUCUCCAACUAUAUCAUCAGCCAGUCAGAGAGCACGUUCUCGUGUUGGACUGGCAAACUUGACAAAACAACGGGUUUUAACCGUGUCUUCAGCAAGCACUUCAACAAGCAGUCUUGUGUGCUCCUCUCAAACAAGCUUAAUCAGCAGCCCAGCAAUCAGCUCACAGAGUAUGCUGAGCCACUCCACCCCUGAGAGCUACAGUGCACCAGAAAUCAGAGCACCUCCAGGCAGUGCAACACGUCAGGUCUUCCAUGAUGGCAAUAGAUUGAACAAUAUACAGAGGGAUUCCCCUAUACAGAUAAUCAUUUCAGAACAGCGAUCAAAUCCAGGACCAAUGUCCCCAGGGCGACGGAAAUGGGACACACCAAGGAAAAGGAGCGGUGCCCUGGGAUGCUCAAAUGGUACUGGCAAGUCUACCGCACCUGCUACGAAUAUCACUGCUGAACCUCAACCAGAGGAAGUUGUUGAUGAAAACUUUCCUCAACUAGUGAUACAAAAUGCUCGGGACAAGAUAUUGGGAGACAGAUCGUUGCAGGAAAAGCUUGCUGAAAAUAUCAACAAAAUACUUGCAAAUGAACCAACUCCGCAAACACCAAAGCCCCUGUUAAGUUCAAUGGAAGAUGACCAGUCAAUUGAUGAGAUCCUCGGAUUACAGGGAGAAAUACAUAUGAGUGAGGAUGCAAUCCAUGACAUUUUGAAGCAAACAGAAUCCGACCCUGCCUUUCAAGCCCUGUUUGACCUCUUUGACUAUAACAAAACUCGAACUGAUGGAGAACCAGGAGUUGUUGACAAUACACCAGCGGAGAGUGAUACUGACGGACCACCGUCAACUUCAUCUACAGUUGGGCAGCCCCAGAGUAACCAUGAUCCAGGUGCUACACUGCAAGACACCUCAGAUUUAACAGCAGCAAUGGUGAAGAACAAAGCUGUACCAGAACGCAAGACCAGAAAACCGAACUCUAUGUUAAAGAAGGCUGUUAUCGUGUCGAGCAGCAAGUCUUCCCUGAUAGAAAAUAGCACUAAUAAAGUGCUAAAUACGCUUGAGGAUCUUCCUGAUCAAAACAGAACGCAAAAAGCCUCACUUUUCAAUCACAGUGUUGAUGUAUCACCAAUGGAUAUUGACACAACAUUGGAUACUUCAGCUAUUUUAAAGAGUACACAGACUUUCAGGGAACUGGAGAGUGUCAGUAAGGACAUCUUACCAACCACAAUGUCCCUCAUUGACUCAACAUCUGUCCUUUUACCUGGAGCCAGUGCAACAGUGGAACCAGUCAUAAAUGUUGACAAUCAAAGAAAAAGUAAACAAGAACAAAUAUCUCUUGAUCAAUCUGCUAAAUCUUUACCUUCACAGCCUGCAUUUUUAUCUCCUGCACACGAUACUUUAAUUGGAAGCAACUCUCAUACUUCUGUUCCAGUCAGUUGUGUAACAACUCAACCUCAAAUGAGUCUCACAGUAACACCCCAGACUUCCCCGACCACAUUUUCUUUUGGAGGUGACACCAUUUCCAACACCACUGAAAAGAAUGUAGUAUCGACUUGUUCCCCUCUAGCUCACUCUUUCAGCACAACUCAUACAUAUUUGCUUGGCUCAUCCACAUUCACUUCUACCGCAUCUUCAAAUUCUAGUGUACUAAGCCCUGCUGAAUCUAGUUCUACGACCAGCAAUUACAAGCCCCCAAGUAAAGCUGCAACUGAUUCGAAUAACAUUGUUUCUUUGAAGAUCAUCAUCAGUGAUAACCCAGAUGAGGAUUCCCCAAGUGACAAAACUCUUAGUCAACCAAUUUCCAGCAUUUCUACUGAAAAGCUACCCACGAUCUAUCUUUCAUCCCCCGUCAAGUCACCCAGAGGACCUGGCACACCAAGAGGCAAUAACUUGGAUGAAACUGCACUUGCUGUCCGCGGCUUACAAAGCUCAGAAGCAAUAGCUAAUUCGCCCAGUAGACCCGGAGCAUUAGUUCCAUCUCAUCUCAUGGGAACAACAACACAGACUCAACAAAGCUACAUUAUUCAACUACCCUUAGACACUGCUAGCACUGGGCUCCAAGCAGGAACCGCAAGCUAUUUCCUCAUGACAGAGCCCCUGACAGCAGAUAGUUCAGGUAGACAGGUGCAAGUGCCGACAAGUUCCUCAAAAGUACCAAUUUUACCCAAAAAUAGCCACUUCAAUGUUUCCACAGCAAGUCCAGCGCAAAGCUUUGUUACUGGAUCAGCACUCAUCUUGCCAUCACCCGUGAAGCCAGUGAUGCUUCCCGUGUCCGUUGUGGGGCAGAAUUCUCCUGGAAAUGUCCAAAUGAUGGCUAAUCAAACUCUAACUGUCGAGUCGAACCUUUCCACAUUUGCUGUCAAAAAUUCCACAAAUCUUGGAAUUGUACCCAAUGGGGCGACGCAGAACCUUCAGAAUGCAAUUCAGCCACAUGAACCAAAGGAUUCCAGUUCUAGCCAUAAGAGAAUUCUAUGUUUUGAGCCAUCUACCAAGGAUCAACCACAAACUUCUAAAACAGCAACAAUGGCCACCACCUCAGCUACAAAUACAUCAACUUCCCAACGUGUUACACAGACUAAGAGAGGUCGUCCUUGUACAAGGCCAGCUAUCCUCAGUGGAAAUAAGCCUAAACGGAAAAUUGAGACUGUCAGGCUCUCAGGAGAUUCCAAAGCUGAAGGGAAUUUGGUUACGCCUAUUUCUCCUCCUCAAAAACAAAACCAUGUCAAUACUAACUCCGUUAAACAAGAUGACAUCCUCAGUCAAGAUCCUCAAACUGCACAUGAGACCAUGGCUGAACUGUCUCAGCUUGAGUCUGUUAAAAGCUCAGAACCAAGACCUAAAUUGAAAUCCGCAGCUAAGAAACACAGUCACAAUAAGGAGGCAAUAAAUGAUGAAGCCAAACAGAAGGAUUUUGGUAGCUCAAAGACGACUUCCGAUUCUGUGCUAAAAUCAAUAAGCAGUGAAGACAAAGGCGUGAGCAGCGGCAAGGAGCACGCAGAAGAGCAGGUAGAGAACAACACGCAGCCUAAAGACAAGCCUAAUAUAGCUGACAAAGAAAAUAAAUUGAUAGAUUGCUUACAAGAGCAGCCGCCAUCUUUGCACACACCUGUAUCUACAACACUAGCAGACCUAAUCCCUCCAGCUGUCACAGAAACAUCAAGUUCCCAAUUCAAAAUAGCCAAAUUUCCCUCCAAGACCAGCUCUUUGGCUAUACAGGCAACCGAGAUGCUGCAAAACAUUCAAGUGCUCAACUCUCCUCCCAAACCUGAUAAGACAACAGGACUCAACAACCCAGAACUUACUGGUCCUCGAACCCCGGGAACAGGUGGCAACCAGACAGAGGCUAUGAGUUGUCCAAAGACUCCUCUGCAACAGAAGAAAGGUAAAGAUGCAGAGGGAACGCCGAAGAAUAUUCCUCGCCAUAAUACCUCAGAAGUCCCCACCUGCAGCCCCGCCAGUGAGGCUGGCAGCGAAAACAGCAUCAAUAUGGCCGCCCACACCCUAAUGAUCCUGUCGCGUGCCGCCAUUGCCAGGACUGGCAGUCCGCUCAAAGACAGUUUGCGCCAGGAAGCAGGCGAAAAGUCUCCUACAAGUUUGAAGACUUCAAAGAAGCGCAAACUGUCCACUCCCACUGCUAGCCCUCCUGUUAAGAAGUCCUCAAAACUGUCCCCUGCUAAAAAGAAGAAACGGGAAAGGAAGAACUUCAUGAAUUGCUUCCCCCAGGACUUCGAUGUGGAUAAGUUUCUUUCUUCACUUCAUUACGAUGAAUGA